This is a messenger RNA of Nannospalax galili (Upper Galilee mountains blind mole rat), 4029 nucleotides long. RefSeq names its product zinc finger MYND-type containing 11 (gene Zmynd11). The coding region runs from base 131 to 1939 and encodes 602 amino acids. Gene Ontology annotation, molecular function: protein binding; transcription corepressor activity; DNA binding. NCBI's taxonomy places the organism in Eukaryota, Metazoa, Chordata, Mammalia, Rodentia, Spalacidae. Gene Ontology annotation, biological process: regulation of transcription elongation by RNA polymerase II. The transcript is spliced from 16 exons. The record is from RefSeq and is a predicted model, not a curated record.
GCAGACUGUGGACUGACUGAACCGUAUUCCUCUCCAUCAUGAUACACAUGCCUGCAUUCUAACUAGUGGCCAAGCAAAUGACAUUCAGAACUUCAAGUAAGGUACAGUAAGCUAAAGAAGUAAACAGGUCAUGGCACGUUUAACAAAAAGACGACAGGCGGAUACAAAAGCUAUCCAGCAUCUUUGGGCAGCCAUUGAAAUUAUAAGGAACCAGAAGCAAAUUGCCAACAUUGACCGUAUUACAAAGUAUAUGUCUCGAGUCCACGGUAUGCAUCCCAAAGAGACCACCCGUCAGCUGAGCUUAGCUGUGAAAGAUGGUCUUAUUGUCGAAACGCUAACAGUGGGCUGCAAGGGGUCAAAAGCUGGUAUUGAACAAGAAGGAUAUUGGUUGCCAGGAGAUGAGAUUGACUGGGAAACAGAAAAUCAUGACUGGUAUUGUUUUGAAUGCCAUUUGCCUGGAGAGGUGUUGAUAUGUGACCUGUGUUUUCGUGUGUAUCAUUCCAAGUGUUUGUCUGAUGAGUUCAGGCUUAGAGACAGCAGUAGUCACUGGCAGUGCCCAGUUUGCAGGAGCAUUAAGAAGAAGAAUACAAACAAGCAGGAGAUGGGCACCUACCUGAGGUUCAUCGUCUCCCGCAUGAAGGAGCGGGCCAUAGAUCUUAAUAAAAAGGGAAAGGACAGUAAGCAUCCGAUGUACAGGAGGCUGGUACAUUCAGCUGUGGACGUCCCCACCAUACAAGAGAAAGUAAAUGAGGGGAAGUACCGGAGUUACGAAGAAUUCAAAGCUGACGCGCAGCUGCUUCUCCACAACACAGUGAUUUUCUACGGAGCAGACAGUGAGCAGGCAGACAUCGCGCGGAUGUUGUACAAAGACACAUGCCACGAGCUGGACGAACUGCAGCUCUGCAAGAACUGCUUCUACCUGUCAAAUGCUCGUCCUGACAACUGGUUCUGCUAUCCUUGUAUACCUAAUCAUGAGCUAGUUUGGGCUAAAAUGAAAGGUUUCGGGUUUUGGCCAGCCAAAGUCAUGCAGAAAGAAGACAAUCAAGUUGACGUUCGCUUCUUUGGCCACCACCACCAGAGGGCCUGGAUUCCUUCUGAAAACAUUCAGGAUAUCACAGUCAAUGUUCACCGACUGCAUGUGAAGCGUAGUAUGGGUUGGAAAAAGGCCUGCGACGAACUGGAACUGCAUCAGCGUUUCCUCCGUGAAGGAAGAUUCUGGAAGUCUAAAAACGAGGACCGAGGUGAGGAAGAGGCAGAAUCCAGUAUCUCCUCUACCAGCAAUGAACAGCUGAAGGUCACUCAAGAGCCACGAGCAAAGAAAGGACGACGGAACCACAGUGUGGAGCCCAAAAAGGAAGAACCAGAGCCAGAAACAGAAGCAGUAAGUUCGAGCCAGGAAAUCCCCACAAUGCCUCAGCCGACCGAGAAGGUGUCGGUGUCCACCCAGACCAAGAAGUUAAGUGCCUCUUCCCCAAGAAUGCUGCAUCGGAGCACCCAGACCACUGGCGACGGCGUCUGCCAAAGCAUGUGCCACGACAAGUACACCAAGAUUUUCAAUGACUUCAAAGACCGGAUGAAGUCGGACCACAAGCGAGAGACAGAGAGAGUUGUCCGAGAAGCUCUGGAGAAGCUGCGUUCUGAAAUGGAAGAAGAGAAAAGACAAGCUGUCAAUAAAGCUGUGGCGAACAUGCAGGGUGAGAUGGACAGAAAGUGUAAGCAGGUGAAAGAAAAGUGUAAAGAAGAAUUCGUGGAAGAAAUCAAGAAGCUGGCGGCACAGCACAAACAGCUCAUCUCUCAGACCAAGAAGAAGCAGUGGUGCUACAACUGCGAGGAGGAGGCCAUGUACCACUGCUGCUGGAACACGUCCUACUGCUCCAUCAAGUGCCAGCAGGAGCACUGGCACGCCGAGCACAAGCGCACCUGCCGCCGCAAAAGAUGAAGCCGGCCGACCACGUCCCAGACACAGCGGGUUUUGUUUCCAAGAAGCCAAAAGUGUUUAGAAUUUGCUUCCCAUUUUGCACCAGCCUUUAAACACUUUUCGUGAAGAAAUUUUGCACAGUAGUUUAAGUCUUUCGUUGAUGCUCCUCCGGCGUUUUUCAGGGGCUCAAGUAACAUCAGUGGAGGGUAUUACUUUAAAUAAAUUUUAAUUGAGGAUUUGUUGCAUUUUCAGCAAAUUUUAAAACAUUUUUAGGUUUUACAGAGAUUUUAACCUUCAAACAACAGAUCUUAACAACAACAACAACAACAACAACAGGUGAAAUGAGUGAGUUUAACAGAGUGAGAGCAGAUCUGAAUGUAAGGGCGGCAGAGCACCUGAAGCACGUAGACUACCUGGCCAGGUCCUUCCGCUUGACCUCGCUGAGCUGGUUUGGUGGCGCUCCUCUGGGCGGGCGCUGCUUGCCGGCCACGCUGAUUGAUUAUAGGGAACAGGGUUGACACAGCAGGGCUAGCCCUGCAUAUUUUUUCUUAAAUAUUUCCCAAUUGUGUUUUCAUUAUUUCUUUUCAAUAUAUAACUUUUAUAACAAAUUAUUAGCUUUGAUCUUGUAGUUUAAAAUUGCAGGGAAACUGGGGUGAUCUUUUACUGAGCUGGAUCUUAGAGAAAAAUGAAUAUUUAAAUUUUAAAGUUUGCACAUUUCAUCUUUGUCCUAACAUGAGUGCUUGUAACAAAAUCAAGAGCAAAAAUAAAAAUCAAAAGCCAAAAACUACCUUUCCCCGUAACAUGAAAUUAUAGCUACGGCGUACAGAUUUCUUCACUGCGUCCCUCCGCACGCUACCCUAACUGCCUACUCCCGGUGUCUCCUCGUGUGUAAGUCAGUACUCAAAGGAGAGAAAGCACUUAGGUUUCACAGAAGCCGUUAUGUUUGUAGGAAAGGGUCAUUGCCGACUGAUGAACUACAUCACUGUACACAGAAUGACAAAUAAUGCAUGUUAAUUUUCUUGUAUUAAAGAUGCCGUGAUUUGUAAAAAGUCUGUAUUUUGCGGAAUGUCUGAUUAAGAAGCAUUACCAAUAGGAAUGGAUCGAUAGUUAAUGAGUUUUAUACAUAGAUAUAUAAAAGACAACUGGGACAACUGAAAUUACUUUUCUUUAAAACUAUCUCACAAUUUUUUUUUUUUUCCCCUCAAAGACCUAUCAUAAACCAAGUCAAAUUCCCACUUACCAUUUAGUCACUUUUUGGGGUUAGAGAAAUAAUUUGUAAAUAUUUAUUUAGACCUUUGAUAUUUAUUAAAGCAAUUACGAUGGAAGUGAAAGAAUUGGGAGAAAAGUCUUUUUAAAAGUUUUCUCCGGUCGUCAGGGUCACUCUAAAGACAAAGCAUAAGGAAGUCUUCUGUGAAAUCCUCCAUCCUUCCAUGCUGAUGCAGAUGGUGAUGACACAAGGUCACCGACUGACAAGCUACUUCCAGACCUGCACACUCUGUACAGACCGCCCACAGCCACCCCGCAUCUGGGCCCCGGGCUGCGCAGUGACCUGGCCUCGCCCCUCCUCGCUGCUGUGACUGCCCUUGCUGUGGCUGUUGGGAUAGAGAUUUGUAGCCAAGGACACCUGACCUUCUUUGAUUGUUUUUCGAGUUUUAAAGCUUCGAUCCACCCCUAUGAGAGCAAGUUAUUGUGGAACUAUUUUUGGUGUAGACCAUUCCAGAGUGUGUAAUACUUAACUGCUAGCUGCAUGACAGUGAGGUUCCUCUUACUUUGGCUUCUUUCGUCUCUGUUGACACGGUUGCACAUUUCCAAGUUACUACAGUGUGAAAACUGUGUGUUUAAAAAAAACAAAAUUAAAAAAGAUUGUGGCCUGGUUUUGUAAAAGUUUUAGGUAAAAUUACAAUUGAUUGUUUUAGGAAUCAUUAUUAAAAUUUUUCUGCAAUCAUAAAGCUACAUCAAGGUGUUGAGCUUGGCCACUAUGCACAUUGUAGGUACCCAUCGUGGCUGUCCGGUUCUAUGAUGCAUUCUGGCGUUUUGUAAGCUGCUCUGACUAGCAAUAUAUAGAUUCAUUUAAUGUGUUAACAUUGGUUAAUAAAUGUAUUUAAAAAAAA